CGCCACGAUCGUCUUCCAAAAUCCUUGAGAGAAAAUGGAUUCCAAUCUCCCGUGGCGGAGAACCAAGACCUCAAAGUCGAGGAAGAACAAAACCCACAUGCCGUAGUGCCUUCCAAAGAAACCACCGUACCUCCAUUUGCUACUGCCUCACUCUCCCUCUCUCUGUCUACUAGUCUCCCCUCUCACUUUUUCGCUCAACCCAAAACUUCUGCGUUAUUCUCGGCGCACCCCAACAAGGUUAAGGUCCCUACGCAGGCUUCCUCGCUCACACACCUUUCUCUUUCCACUACUUCUUCUCCUCCGCCUUCUAAAAUCUCCUUCAAGCCCACCAUCUCCGCUAAUCCCCUCCAGAAUCCUCUCACUUUGGGUCCUCACCGCCCCUUGGACCCUUCCAAUGGGGCCGCAAUUCGUCGAGCUUCUAUUGUAUGGUUCCGCAAUGAUUUACGGGUCCACGAUAAUGAAUGCCUUAACUCCGCCAACAACGAAUCCUUGUCGGUCUUGCCGGUUUAUUGUUUUGAUCCCAGAGACUAUGGCAAAUCGUCAUCUGGGUUCGAUAAGACCGGGCCAUACCGUGCCACAUUCUUAAUCGAAUCGGUCUCGAAUCUUCGCAAGAACCUUCAGGCAAGAGGGUCUGAUCUUGUGGUCAGAGUUGGGAAGCCUGAGACUGUAUUGGUUGAGAUAGCUAAGGCGAUCGGUGCUGACGCUGUGUAUGCACACAGAGAGGUUUCCCACGAUGAGGUGAAGGCUGAGGAGAGAAUUGAAGCGGCUAUGAAGGAAGAAAAUGUGGAGGUUAAAUACUUCUGGGGUAGUACUUUAUUCCAUGUCGAUGACUUACCUUUCAAAUUGGAAGAUAUGCCUACGAAUUAUGGAGGAUUCAGGGAGAAACUACAAAAGUUGGAGAUAAGGAAGACAAUUGAGGCACUGGAUCAGCUGAAAGGACUGCCAUCUCGAGGAGACGUGGAACCUGGGGAUAUUCCCUCCUUAGUGGACCUUGGCCUGAAUCCAUCCUCGGCAAUGGCACAGAAUGGGAAGUCAGCUGCUAAUACUUCUAUGGCAGGAGGGGAGACUGAAGCAUUGCAGAAGCUCAGAAAAUUUGCAGCUGAGUGUGAAGCUCAACCACAGAAGGGGCUUGCAGAUGGCAAACAAGGAAGCAUAUACGGUGCCAACUUCUCCUGCAAAAUUUCUCCAUGGUUGGCGAUGGGAUGCCUCUCCCCACGCACAAUGUUUGAUGAACUAAAGAAGACUGCCAGCAGAACGAUUUCUGCUUCAUCAAGCCAAAACAACGGUGGCGGCAGUAUAUCCAAUAACGGAACAAACUGGUUGAUGUUCGAGUUGUUAUGGAGGGACUUCUUUAGGUUUAUUACCAAGAAAUAUAGCUCAGCAAAGCAGCAGCGUGAAGCUGUGGAUCUCUUGUUGCGUAGAUGUAGCUGUGGGACUUGUGAUGGCGGUUGUAUGAAACAGAGAUUUGGCUGUGCCGCUGCCAACCCUCCUAUUAUAACUGUUGGCGAAUAAGUUGCCUGAGUAUCCAAGCUUGAUAUUGGACUUGGUCAUUCUGUCCAUAGCAUAUCUUAGCUUCAAUUUUCGCCUAUCUUCCUUCACUAGAAGAGUUUUAUCAGUAUGUUCUCUGGAAGACUUCCGUUUUCUUGUUGCAAUGUGAAAUGUAUUCCAUCUGGAACCAAGCUUUUUCACUUCCCCAUUUGUUACAUGCUUCUGGUAAAUGUAGUCGAAGGAUAAAGUCAAGACAAGAAAUAUCGGAAAGAAUUGAGGCGCAAAA
Messenger RNA from Neltuma alba, 1774 nucleotides. RefSeq names its product blue-light photoreceptor PHR2-like. The transcript is spliced from 5 exons. NCBI's taxonomy places the organism in Eukaryota, Viridiplantae, Streptophyta, Magnoliopsida, Fabales, Fabaceae. The record is from RefSeq and is a predicted model, not a curated record. The annotation marks the transcript as partial. Gene Ontology annotation, molecular function: deoxyribodipyrimidine photo-lyase activity; FAD binding; DNA binding. Gene Ontology annotation, biological process: photoreactive repair.